Messenger RNA from Bombyx mandarina (wild silkworm), 3205 nucleotides. RefSeq names its product DNA topoisomerase 3-beta (gene Top3beta). Gene Ontology annotation, biological process: DNA topological change; DNA repair; DNA recombination. Gene Ontology annotation, molecular function: DNA topoisomerase type I (single strand cut, ATP-independent) activity; DNA binding. NCBI's taxonomy places the organism in Eukaryota, Metazoa, Arthropoda, Insecta, Lepidoptera, Bombycidae. The record is from RefSeq and is a predicted model, not a curated record. Gene Ontology annotation, cellular component: nucleus.
UUUAACAUGCAAAACAAAAUAUGGAUACAGAAAAUUGGCACCCACAUAAUUUAGUUUAAACUUAAAUUGAGGUUCAUAUCUAUCAGUUAAUUGGAAAAUCAAACAAAAUCAAUAAAUACCUAAUCAUGAAGACAGCUCUUAUGGUGGCGGAAAAGCCAUCGUUGGCCCAAAAUCUAGCCAACAUACUUAGCAAUGGCAAAUGCACUACAACUAAAGGUAUGAAUACAGCAUGUUCUAUCCACGAAUGGACCGGGAUGUUCAAAAACGAUUCGGUUCGUUUCAAAAUGACUUCUGUCUGUGGUCACGUUAUGACUUUGGAUUUCACCGGCAAAUACAACAAUUGGGAUAAGGUAGAUCCUGUUGAGUUGUUCAUCUGUCCGACGGAAAAGAAAGAAUCGAUGCCACGACUCCGGAUACCGGCUUUUCUAGCCCAGGAGUCUAGGGGAUGUGAUUAUCUAAUACUGUGGUUGGAUUGUGAUAAAGAAGGGGAGAAUAUUUGCUUCGAGGUAAUGAGUUGCGUGCAACCUUAUAUGAAAGGAGAUGUUCUUUCGCCCCUUGUUACCUACCGGGCCCACUUUUCGGCUAUCACAGAAAAGGACAUCAAAGCAGCCAUGCUGAAUCUCGGAAGACCCAAUGAAAAUCAAUCUAGAAGUGUUGAUGCUCGUCAAGAGCUCGAUUUGAGAAUUGGAUGUGCUUUUACUAGAUUUCAAACUAAAUAUUUUCAAGGAAGGUAUGGAGAUUUGGAUGCUUCACUCAUAUCGUACGGUCCAUGCCAGACUCCGACCCUGGGGUUUUGCGUGCAGCGUCACGACGAGAUCCAAACCUUCAAGCCAGAAACUUACUGGGUGUUGCGUGUAACGGCUAGUACGUCUGAAGGAAGGGAAUUGCCGCUUGAGUGGAAACGAGUCAGAUCUUUUGAGAAGGACAUUGCUAAUAUGUUCCUCUCAGGAAUUAAGGAGUGUAAAGAAGCUACUGUGAUCAAUAUCCAAGCCAAAGAGAAAGUGAAGGCGCGUCCAACCGCCCUGAACACAGUGGAACUGAUGAGGGUCGCCAGCGCCGGCCUGGGGAUGGGACCGCACCAUGCAAUGGCGGUUGCGGAGAGGCUGUACACUCAAGGAUACAUCUCGUACCCUCGCACAGAAACCACCAGUUACUCAGAGAAUUUUGAUCUCAUGGGAACCCUCCGUCAACAGCAGAGCUCAAGUAAGUGGGGCGCAGAGGUACGGGCACUGAUCUCCAACGGCAUCAACAAGCCGAAGAAGGGCCACGACGCGGGCGACCACCCCCCCAUCACCCCUUUAAGGGCUGCCUCGGAGUCGGAGCUGGAGGGCGACAUGUGGCGCAUCUACGACUACGUGACGCGGCACUUCAUAGCGACGCUGUCGCGCGACUGCAAGUUCCUCUCCACCACCAUCACCUUCCGCAUCGCCGCCGAGACCUUCCACUACACCGGCAACGCGCUGCUCGACGCCGGCUACACCGAGCUCAUGCACUGGCAGGCGUUCGGCAAGGACGAGUUCGUGCCGACGCUGCACGUGGACGACGUGCUGCGCGCGCACGACCACCGCCUCGUGGAGUGCCAGACCGCGCCGCCCGACUACCUCACCGAGUCCGAGGUCAUCACCCUGAUGGAGAAGCACGGCAUCGGCACGGACGCGUCCAUCCCGGUGCACAUCAACAACAUCUGCCAGAGGAACUACGUGACGGUGGGCAGCGGCCGCCGCCUCGUGCCCACCAACCUCGGCAUCGUCCUCGUGCACGGAUACCAGAAGAUCGACCCCGAGCUGGUGCUGCCCACGAUGCGCUCGGCCGUGGAGGAGCAGCUCAACCUGAUCGCCGUGGGGCGCGCGGACUUCCACGCCGUGCUGUCGCACACCACCGAGAUAUUCCGGAGGAAGUUUCAGUACUUCGUGAGGUCCAUCGAGGGCAUGGACCAGCUGUUUGAGGUCAGCUUCUCGUCGCUGAAGGCCAGCGGGAAGGCGCUGUCCAGGUGCGGCAAGUGCAGGCGCUACAUGAGAUACAUACAGGCGAAGCCUGCCCGCCUCCACUGCUCGCACUGCGACGACACGUACUGCCUGCCGCAGAACGGCACCGUCCGCAUCUACCGCGAGCUCAAGUGUCCGCUCGACGACUUCGAGCUGCUCUCCUGGUCCUCCGGCAGCAAGGGGAAGAGCUUCCCCCUCUGCCCCUACUGCUACAACCAUCCGCCCUUCAGGGAUAUGAAGAAGGGCUUCGGUUGCAACUCGUGCACGCACCCGACGUGUCCGUACGGCGUCAACUGGACCGGGGUCUCCGGCUGCGUUGAGUGCGAGGCCGGCGUGCUCGUGCUCGACCCCGCCGCGCCGCGCUGGAAGCUGGCCUGCAACCGGUGCGACGUGAUCAUAAACAUAUUCGAGGACGCGGCGCGCGUGUCGGUGUGCGAGCAGGCGUGCGCGGCGUGCGGCGCGCAGCUGGUGGCGGUGGAGUACCGGCCCGAGCGCACCCGCCUGCCCGCCGCGCUCACCGAGAUGACGGCCUGCCUCUACUGCGAGCCCAUCUUCAGCGCCCUGGUUGAAAAGCACCGUGCGGUGACGUCACGCGCGGGUGGGGGAGCGGCACGGGGCGCGGGGCGGGGCGGGCGGCCGCGGGUGCACAAGCACCGGGCCAAGCAGCCCAAGGACAAGAUGGCGCUCCUAGCCGCGUACUUUGUAUGACCAGCCGCCCUCACCCUCCUCCCCCCGGGAACGUGAGCCGCGCGUCGCGUGACAAAACGUCGCAACUCCAAUACGAACGAGUUGCCAAAAUCGAUUUUAUUGCUAGCACUUGACAUGUGUUUUAUGUGUGUACUCUUUGCUCUACUAUCGACUAAUCUUUAGAGAAACAUUAGAAACGUAAUCCUGUUCGAUUAUAAUUUUUGAUUUGGGAUGGCUCUGGUCAUGGACAUACAAUGUUAUGCAUUUAUGAUGUCGAUAAGUAUGCUAUUUGAUUCGUGUUAAAAUCGUCUUUAUGUUCAUGGUAAUAGCUUCGAUGAAAUAGUGUUUUAAUGUUUUUAUUUAAAUAAAUUAAUAAUAAUCGGGAGCGAAUCACACACGGUCAUUCAGCCCCUAAUUUAGGAUUUCCUAUAUUAUGGGUACCAGAGAUUGACAUACAUACUUAUACAAGUUUUUUUAAAUAAUUACAUAUAUAGAUAAUAAACACCCAGGCGAAGAGCAAACAAAGCUGUUCA